This is a messenger RNA of Hypoxylon fragiforme, 3753 nucleotides long. Its product is annotated as calcium-transporting ATPase type 2C member 1. The transcript has 3 exons. The record is from RefSeq and is a predicted model, not a curated record. NCBI's taxonomy places the organism in Eukaryota, Fungi, Ascomycota, Sordariomycetes, Xylariales, Hypoxylaceae. Gene Ontology annotation, molecular function: P-type calcium transporter activity; ATP hydrolysis activity; ATP binding. Gene Ontology annotation, cellular component: Golgi membrane; endoplasmic reticulum; plasma membrane. Gene Ontology annotation, biological process: manganese ion transport; intracellular calcium ion homeostasis; calcium ion transmembrane transport. The coding region runs from base 110 to 3322 and encodes 1070 amino acids.
UCUCUUUCUCUUUCUUCUUCUCUUCCUCAACACAUCUUAUUUGUGUUGGCCUCAUAAUCCUCCAUGCGGUACUGCGUUCUUGCGGUUCGCACGUCGACCCCAUCCCAAAAUGCCAUGGCCAUGGCGCGAUCGCGAAUCCAACGGCGAGUCACUGCUUCCAUUCUCGGUUCCCAGUAUCAAUGGAAUAGGCCAAGAUUAUGAUUAUGAUCGUGGCCACGAUGGAGAUGAAUUUAUCGAAAGGUCGCGCUCCAAUGCUAGGAGGCCUGGCCAUACCCGGACCACUUCUGCACAAUCACGGUCUAUCGCGGAAGGAUAUUCUUUCCUAACAGCCACUGACACAGCAGCUCGUCUUCAUACGUCCUUAACCCACGGUCUUACUCCUACCGAAGCUUUGUCGCGACUAGGAGAUUUUGGUCCAAACGAGAUACCUCACGAUCCACCCGAUCCGUUAUGGCUACGAUUCUUAAUGCAAUUUCGAGAACCGCUCAUCAUUCUACUUCUUGUCUCCGCUUUCCUCUCCAUCUUCGUAGGGAACAUGGAUGAUGCCAUUAGCAUUACCAUCGCCGUGACCAUUGUUGUUACUGUCGGUUUCGUGCAGGAAUAUCGAUCUGAAAAGUCAAUCGAGGCUCUCAAUCACCUGGUUCCCAACCAUGCUCAUUUAGUCAGAGCCCAGUCUACGCGAUCUUCCCCCGGUAGUAGAAAUCAGGCAUGGCCACCAGCUGCGAGUGAUAUGGAAGAAAAAUCAGGGUCAGAAGCGCCCGAUGAGGAGUUGUUGGACGCUACAUCUUCAAAAGUCAUGGCCGCUCAACUAGUCCCUGGGGAUUUGGUCUUUUUCACCACAGGCGAUCGUAUCCCGGCCGAUAUCCGAAUUACGAAGGCUACCGAUCUUACGAUUGAUGCGUCAAAUCUGACUGGGGAAAAUGAGCCUCUGAGGAUGACAGCCGACGCGCGAUUCCGUGCCCAAGCGUCCUCCACGUUUGAUCAAGGUGGAAUGCGCCACCCGAGCCCUUCCGUUUUAUCCCCUCCUUCGCACUAUAGAGAAUCCAAGGAAGACGCGCAUGAUCAUGGAGUCAACAACAUUGCGUAUAUGGGAACUCUAGUUAAGUCAGGUCACGGGCAAGGCAUAGUCUUCGCUACCGGCGGCAACACCCAUUUCGGAACUAUCGCCACGAGCGUGUCAGGGACUGAAAGUCCUCGCUCACCCCUUCAACAAAAUAUGGAUCUCCUGGGACAACAGCUUAGUCAAAUAUCGUUCGGCAUAAUCGGUCUCAUAUCGUUGGUCGGUCUACUGCAAGGCAAGAAGAUCCUCGAAAUUUUUACCAUAUCUAUCUCGCUUGCUGUUGCGGCAAUUCCAGAAGGUCUACCCAUCAUAGUGACAGUCACCUUGGCCCUCGGUGUUCAUCGCAUGGCAAAGCAUAAUUCUAUUGUUCGAAAGAUGCCAAGUGUCGAAACGUUAGGCUCCGUUAAUGUCGUCUGCUCUGACAAGACCGGAACACUGACCAUGAAUCAUAUGACAACCGCCAAGAUGUGGUACUUUGGUUCCAAAGAACCGAUCAACGUUGACUCUGACGACGAAGCGACAGAAAAGUCACCCGAUGUUGCGGCACUGAGGAUAUUGCGAAUAGGUAAUAUCGCAAACAAUGCGCGCCUUACUCACUCUGCCCAAACUGUGCUGCCUGACUCUCAAGGCAGAGAGUUCGCGCCGUACACACGAUGGGUCGGACAACCAACCGAUGUCGCGAUGCUGGAUCUUCUCGAUCGAUUUAAGGAGCAUGACGUAAGGGACUCGAUUGGUCCUCGUACAGUUGAGAUUCCUUUUAGCUCUGAGAGAAAAUGGAUGGGGGUGGUGAUAGGUGCCCAACCUGGCAACAGUGAGAAGGAAUACGCUUACAUGAAGGGCGCUAUAGACAAGGUCCUCGACGCAUGUGACACAUAUCUCAUGGCAGAUGGCCGUGAAGUUGUUAUAGACUCGGUUCGACGUCAAGAGGCCUUACAAGCGGCUGAAAGGAUGGCUGAAAGAGGUCUUAGAGUACUAGCCUUUGCCAGCGGACCAGUCACCAAGCCAGGAUGGAGUAAAUCUGGACACAACUCCAAUCGAAGUCCUACCCCCCAUGGCGCAGAUUCCCACCACGAAGAGUUAUAUAAAGGCCUAACUUUUGCAGGCUUAGUAGGAAUGAGUGACCCUCCACGACCUGGAGUCUCACACUCGAUUCGGAAGUUGAUGCGAGGCGGUGUCAAGGUCAUUAUGAUCACUGGCGACUCAGCUACGACAGCGCUAGCCAUUGGAAGGGAACUCGGUAUGCAGAUUGCGACACCCCGUGAACAUUCGUCAAACCAGGUUGCUGUAAAGCCCGUACUCACUGGCGAUGAGCUUGAUGCAAUGACCGAUGACGGUCUAGCAGCAGCAAUGCAAAAUACGACGAUAUUUGCACGUACCAACCCUGAUCACAAGAUGAAGAUCAUUCGAGCGCUCCAGUCUCGUGGUGACAUCGUUGCCAUGACUGGGGAUGGAGUCAACGAUGCGCCGGCAUUGAAGAAAGCUGAUAUUGGCAUAUCUAUGGGUUUACAUGGAACGGAUGUCGCCAAAGAAGCUUCAGAUAUGAUUUUGACGGACGACGACUUUUCCACGAUUCUUCGCGCCAUUGAGGAAGGCAAGGGCAUAUUCAACAACAUCCAGAAUUUCAUCACCUUCCAGCUGAGCACUAGUGUAGCUAGUCUAGCUCUGGUACUCAUCUGCACCUGCAUGGGGUUCAGGACACCCCUGAACGCCAUGCAGAUUCUCUGGAUCAAUAUCAUCAUGGAUGGCCCGCCAGCCCAAUCUUUAGGUGUCGAACAAGUCGACCCUGACGUGAUGUCCCGCCCGCCACGCUCUCGAAGCGAACCAGUUCUCACGAGAAACUUGCUUGAGCGUGUUCUUACUUCGUCUGCCAUCAUCAUGGUAGGGACAAUGCUCGUAUAUACACACGAAAUGCUCGACGGCGAAGUUUCGCGCCGCGAUACGACAAUGACGUUCACAUGCUUCGUCCUGUUUGACAUGUUCAACGCGUUGACUUGUCGCUCGGAGACAAAAUCCAUCUUCAGGGGUGAAGUGGGCCUGUUUUCCAACAAACUUUUCAACUGGGCAGUAUCUCUGAGCAUGGCUGGCCAGCUGCUCGUCAUCUACUUCCCGUGGCUCCAGGAAGUGUUCCAGACGGAGGCUAUAGGGCUCUUUGAUCUUAUCAGGUUAUUCGCAUUGGCAAGCUCGGUGUUCUGGGUCGACGAGGCGCGCAAAUGGUAUAAAUACGGGCGCAGGCGAAUGGGCGGGUACAGCCAGGCCGUCUAGUGUUUAUGAGAGAUGGUGUUUGCAUCUCCUGUUUGUUGCGUGCGCCUAUGAAACUGUACAAAAGCAGAAGAAAAAGACGAAGAAGAGGGAAAAGAUUACAAGAGGUCUACGAUAUGAUUUGACACAUUGGGUUACGGCAUAAACUAAAAAUAAUGUGAAAUUCAUUUGCCUACGAUCAUCCACAUUGAUCCGUACGAAGCGUUUUCAUUUACAACACGGGGUAAUGCCUAGAUACAUGUACUGUAGGUAGUCAACGGUCAGUGAUACAUAAAUAAGCUUAGACUUGGUUAGAUCAUUAAAAGGGUGGUUUUGUUCGGAGGUGUCAAGCAAAAUAUAUACCUCUCUCUCUCUCUCUCUCUCUCUCUCUCUCUUUCCAUUUAAUCGUCGAUCUCCACGCCCAAGAACUCCUUCUUGAACCGCUUCCAGAGCCU